CAAUUAAAAAACGUAAUAUCUGCUUCCUGUGCAAGGUGUAUAUAAGGCCCUGCACUUCUAAACUUCACACAUACUACUGCCACAAGGUCUUCAAAGUAGUGCAACAGACGCAACAACAACCAGACAUUACCAUGGCAAAGCUGAUCAUUCUCCUGCUGGCGGGUUUCGUCAGUGCUGCUAUGGCGAACACACGAACCUGUUUCUGUGAAAUCCGGACGAGUACAUCGCGAAGCGACCCCAUUUUCCUCGAUGUGCCGAACCCUCUGUACAGGCACUGGCUUCACCUCACCUGCUCCACCGCCAAACAGUCAUGUCCGGACGACUGCAGGAGAGCUGCCGCUAACGCUCUGGGCGGAUCCGUACAUCCCCUGAACAACGAUGCAGGAGCCGCGGCUUGUGCCAGGCUGAAGCGCCAGGUGACCCCGGAUAACCCCGUCCACCUGUACGCGCACUACUCCACCAGCAGCUGUGACCAUCGUGGGUACCAGUACCUGGGCGAGCUGUGCUGCUGGGAGAUCAACUUCGGCCCCGCCUAUCCCGUACACUACCUACACAACCCCAGCUGCUCCGCCGAUCAGCAUCCUUUAGGCUUGUAGACAAACUUUUGUAACAAGCUAUUUACAUUUCUCGAAUCAAG
Messenger RNA from Branchiostoma belcheri (Belcher's lancelet), 637 nucleotides. RefSeq lists its product as uncharacterized. Bases 132 to 596 code for a protein of 154 amino acids. The record is from RefSeq and is a predicted model, not a curated record. The transcript has 5 exons. Lineage: Eukaryota; Metazoa; Chordata; Leptocardii; Amphioxiformes; Branchiostomatidae.